AUCUACGUAACUUGCGAGGCACAUACCAGCAAAUAUUAUCAAAAUGUCUUCUUCAAUCUCUACUAAGCAGCGAGGAACCCUCUACUACGAGUAUAAGAAGCUCAACAAGAGGAUAUUUGAAACGCUAGAUCCCGAGAGACUACUAAAAGGCGUCCGUUACGAGGAAGCAACACAGAUUGCACAGGUUCUUGCCAGAGACCUAGCAGAAAACCUCCGAGAUACAGUCUGCAAACAACUCUUAGAUGCUAUAGAGUAUCGCACCGAGUGGGGGAAGCGCUACAAAUAUGCGCCCCAGCACAUACAAGAUGGCCAUAAGACGUACGUUAUUUUUUUGCAGGGCAUCCAGUACCAACUGAGCGCGUAUAAAAAAGGAAGGAAGGCGACGAUUGAAGUAAUAGAGCAGCACCUGAAAGCAGGAGAGGAAGAGGAAGGAACUAUGGACGAUAUCAAAGUGGGCCUGACCCUCGAACAAGCAGAGUUCCUCGCUUUUCUAGCUUCCCUCAUGGCGCUGGUUAGUGAGGCUGCAGCGCUCUGGCGGGAGGUGGCACAGGGAAAGUUACCCAUCUGGACAGCCUCUACCUUGACCGACAUCCUCCUCCACGAAGCCGAGAGCCUGAUCCACGUGACAAGACUCCUGAAUGAGGAAGAGGAGUUGUCAUCAGAAUUGCUCAGGCCUUGGACUGCCAGCACCAGCGAUAAGGAUGGGGUGUCCUAGCCGCAGCUCGCGCAGGAUUGAGUCGACGCGCUGGACAAGGCGAACGACGCAGGAAGUUUGUGGCGCGAGCUGUCCAUACUCCUGCCCGAAUUACCCCGCUGCUUGUUCCUCUUGAUGAUCCCUAGCCUUGUCUCUCUGACAUUGUGCUCUUCGGCGUUCGAGUUCGGUUUUAUCUAGCAUUCGGAAGCUGAGAAAGUCCAACAGCCAUGUGCAAGAAAGUCGUUGCAAUGUCGGGACUAUCGAGCUCGUCGCAUGAAGUUAUAGUGCGGGGUAACGUCAGACAAUGACGCAAAGAGGAACAAGGCUGACAGUAGUGUAGUCAGACUAGGACCCUGACUAUAUACAAGCUCGGGCAAUACACUUUCCAGCCACAUGUGGUUUUCGGCCACCCCACCCAAAGUAGCCAUACAAUUCAAAGUC
Exserohilum turcica Et28A is the source of this 1135-nucleotide messenger RNA. RefSeq lists its product as uncharacterized. The coding region runs from base 44 to 715 and encodes 223 amino acids. The transcript is spliced from 2 exons. NCBI's taxonomy places the organism in Eukaryota, Fungi, Ascomycota, Dothideomycetes, Pleosporales, Pleosporaceae. The record is from RefSeq and is a predicted model, not a curated record.